UAUCUUAUCUUACUUUGAAGAAUGUAAAAUAUAAAACAUAUUCUGGUUUGUUGAGCAUUUGUUUGUUUACCACAUAAUUCCACAUGUGUUCCUUCAUAGUUUGGAUGUCUUCAAUAUUAAUCUACAAUGUAGAAAAAAAUAAAAAAUAAAGAAAAACCAUUGAAUGAGAAGGUGUGUCCAAACUUUCUGACUGGUACUGUAAGUCUGCAGGAUUACUUUCAAAGUCUCUGCCUUUGUUUACAGUAAUCACUGGAAACACAUUUAUUAUACUUUCUGGGCGGCAGAGCGUUAGUACAGUUGGACACAAUGACGGAAGCUCCGAGGCUUCUGAUUGGCUGAUCCCGCUGCGCUGGGUCCAGAAUGCGGCCUCUGAUUGGCUGACGGCCGCACUGGCAUUCUUCCUGGAGGGCUGGCGGUGGCAGCAGCGAUGCGGGCUUCACGGAGCGACAGUCUGUGCGCCGAGGGAGCCAUGUUGAUGCCUGGUUCUGUGUCAACCGCCGCACUUUGGAUGGUUAGAGGACUGCGUUUCGAGGCCCGGGAGCCUUAGCGGUGAUUCCUGCAUCGCUAUGAGAAGAGGAGAGCGGGUUGGGACGGUACAGGGAGCGCCAGAGGAGAGCUGCUCUUAGGUCACCGGACAUCGCACGACCGACUAGAAGCGAGCGGAGCUGAUGCUAGCUCGUUAGCCCGAGAGCUAGGUAGCAACAGCUGUGCGGACUAAACCAGAACCAGUCUGUUCCUGGUGGUUGCAGGGUGCUGGGCUAACAGCAGCCAGAGGACUCGAGGUACCCGUGGGGCCGAUGGGUCCAGCGUGAGCUCCCGUGUGCUGCCUUCGUAAAGCUAGCUAGCUGUUAGCUAGCUGUUAGCUCACGUUAGCAUGCUGACAACCUGCCCGCAUCUGUGAUCACGACUCGUGUUUGCUAGCAGAGUGGGACUUGACGUGUCGUUGCUACACGUGGAGCACCGUGUUGUGUGUCAAGAGUUAAACAAACAACCUGAGUGGAGAUAUGGCGAUACACCCAGUCUCUGUGCUAAGCUACCGAGGAGCGGCUAGCGGGCUAGCAGCAUAACUUUCCUCUCUCGGGUGUCACCCACAAGCUGCGGAGCCCACUUCCUCGUUAGCCGACCUCUCGCACCUGAAGCAAGCUGGCGGCCCUCCGAGUAGAAGCGGAGGACAAGGAGCUGGGGCCGAUGGCCUGGGUGCUGAAGAUGGACGACGCCUCCAUCGAGUCGGGGCUGGUGCACGACUUCGAUGCCAGCCUGUCCGGCAUCGGGCAGGAGCUGGGGGCCGGAGCCUACAGCAUGAGCGAUGUGCUGGCUCUGCCGAUAUUUAAGCAGGAGGACUCCAGCCUUCCUCCUGAAAGCGAGACCAAAAAUCCCCCAUUCCAGUAUGUGCUGUGUGCCGCCACCUCGCCUGCCAUCAAGCUGCACGACGAGACGCUCACAUACCUGAACCAAGGCCAGUCUUACGAGGUGCGUAUGUUGGACAACAGGAAGCCAGAAGAGCUACCAGAGCUAACCAACAAGAUGGUGAAGAGCAUAGUGCGUGUGGUGUUUCAUGACCGCCGACUGCAGUACACAGAGCACCAGCAGCUGGAGGGCUGGAAGUGGAAUCGUCCUGGCGACCGUCUCCUUGACAUCGAUAUCCCUAUGUCAGUGGGCAUUGUGGAGCCGAAGACUCACCCCUCCCAGCUUAACGCGGCAGAGUUCCUGUGGGACAUGAACAAAAGAACUUCUGUUUUUGUGCAGGUGCACUGCAUCAGCACAGAGUUCACCCCGAGGAAGCACGGCGGGGAGAAGGGCGUCCCCUUCAGGAUCCAGUUUGACACGUUCGCCCAGGGAGACGUUGGGGAGUACACAGAGCACCUCCACUCUGCCUCCUGCCAAAUCAAAGUCUUUAAGCCAAAGGGGGCGGACCGUAAGCAAAAGACAGACAGGGAGAAGAUGGAGAAACGCACACCUCAAGAGAAGGAGAAGUACCAGCCUUCUUAUGAUACCACUAUCCUGUCAGAGACGAGGCUUGAACCCAUCAUAGAGGAUGCGGGUGACCACGAGCUGAAAAAGUCCAGCAAGCGAACACUUCCCGCUGACUGUGGCGACUCCUUGGCCAAGAGAGGCAGUUGCUCCCCGUGGCCAGACGCCUACGUCAGCCCCAACCAGGCAGCUACUCCCUCCUUCACCUCCACCCCGCUGUCCACCUACACAACCUCCUCAGUACCGGACAGUGACUCGUCCUCACCCAAUCACCAGGCAGACCCUGGUAGCCAUGGCAACUCGGAGAUUAGCCUCCACUCUUCUCAACUGUAUGAACUGGUGGAAAUGCAGUUGACCCCCACUGCCUCAAUACAGGACGCACAGAAGUGGCUGCUGAAAAAUCGCUUCAGCUCCUACGCACGGCUCUUCUCUCAUUUCUCAGGUUCUGAUUUGUUGAAGCUAACCCGGGACGACCUGGUCCAGAUUUGUGGCCCAGCAGAUGGGAUCAGACUCUUCAAUGCACUUAAAUCCAGGUCAGUGCGUCCCAGGUUGACGGUGUACGUCUGUCAGGAGUCCGCCCAGGAGAGCCCCCUGCUGGAGAGACACGCCUCCAGUGAAAAUGGAGAUCACAGCGUUUCCUCUAGUUUACACGUGUAUCAUGCUCUGUACCUAGAGGAGCUCACAGCUGCAGAACUCAUCCGCAAGAUGGCGUGUGUGUGCAGCCUUCCACUGGGUACCAUCAACCAGGUGUACAGACAGGGUCCUACAGGGAUACACAUCCUGCUCAGCGACCAGAUGGUUUACAACUUGCCUGACGAGAGCUGUUUUUUGAUCAGCACUGUCAAAGAUGAACUGGGCGAAGGACUCCAUCUAAUCCUGAAGUAGUGAGGAGGACAGAUGGCAUCACUAAUACUCCACCCUCUGUUUUGGAGCAGAAGCCUCCCUCUGUCCCUCUCUGCCUGCCUCUACUCUUCCCCCGUACUUCCUCCCUGUUCUCUCUAAACGAUCGCUCGAUGGGAAGCAGUCAGACUGCACUAAAGCCAUGUAAAUGUUAGAAUCUGACAUGGGUGUGUCCAUUGUUUCAUAUUGAAAACACUAAUAAUGGAGGAGGUCAGUUAAAAGACGAGAGACUGGGGGGAUACGGUGUUAGGGGGAGAGAUAAUGAUGUUGUAUGUAUUUUGAUUUUAUUAUUUUAUUUUUUGUCUUUUAUAUGGUUUCCAUGGGGAUAAUGGUAGGGAGGGAGGGGGCUCCAGGAUAGAGGGGAGAGUGACGUUCUGGCCGGCAGGAGAAGGAAAGAAGAGUUUCCUUAUCGCUCGUUUCCCUUCUUACACAACGCGCUCGACCAGCACGAGGCCAGUAUUUGAUAACCUGUACUGCUGAACAGCAUGCGAUCUCAGCAUACUAACCUGCUUAAAUGAGAAUCCCCAAAUUUACUCUGCUUGUUUAUCAUUCUCGACGGGGUCGGCUUAAUAAACCGCUUAUUGAUCAGCUGAGCUUGGUGACACCUGAAAUAUUCAGGCUAAUUUUGUAGAAGUGGCGUCAUUUGUGGAUUUUGACACCAACAUUUGUUUUUUUUUCUUGGACUUUGUCAGACGGACUGAUUACAAUAAUUCUUGUCACAUAGAGUCAUGUGAUUUUAGACUUCCUGCCAUAUCUCUCUUGUCUGUUGACAUGACAUGACAGUCGGCUCAACUCUCUUCAUGUUCGUCCUGUUCAGCCUGCGCUUUUACUGUUUUUAGUUCGUGCUUUAUUUUAGGAUCAGCUGUUUCUAUUGCUCUCGUUGAGUUUACUUGUUUCUGGUGCCAUAUCGGCUUUUUAGCUCGAUCUUUUACCCACUUUCACAAACACAGUGCACAUGUACCUCGUCUUUAACUCCUAUGGUUUCUGUGCUGACUUUGAAACACUGGUUUAGAGGAGGGCGGUUUACGCCUUCUGGAAGUUUUGGCCAUAAAUACGCGGAAAAAGAGGAACAAACCUCUAUAGAAGACUGACAUGCAGAGCGUUAAGGCCGAUCCAAAAACCUUCUUUAAAGUGGACCAAACGGGUUUUAGAUUGAUAGGCUUUUAUUUAUUAUUUUCUGAGGAAAAGCCUCAUUGGUUCUGUUCAUCUUGGUCAUUAGUAGCAUUAAUAGAAUGGAUCCGAUGGAAAAUGAAACCCUUGCUUGUGCGCUGCAUGUACAUAGUAAUAAACACUCCCUUUCAGGAUGUGCCCUGCGAGAAACGACCCAUCACACAGCAGGGCCGGCAGAAAUGUAUCACAGCGGUAGCCUGGUUUUAAUAGUCUUAUCCUGUAGACUAGAAAAUCACGGCAGCUCCUCAUCCAUCUUCAAAAUCCUGUGUUUAAUGUAGCUGAACACAGGAAGUGCAGGUCAUGUGUUUUUCGGGUGCCCUCUGAAAAGUGACAGGAAAUCUCACACAGGUCCACGGAGUCACCGUUGGUUUAGUUGACCCCCUUUGGUUUGGAUACACAACGUCUGGCAGUGUUGCAAGUGCAUACAGUUUGAACGCCUGUAAGUGUCAGAAUAUGUGUGCAUGUGUAUCAUUUUUUGUUCUUGCAAAAGAAAACUUAAUUAUGUCAGUAGUUGUCAUAAACAUUUUUCCUGUUGGUAUGAUGAAACUGUGUUUAGCUUGCUGUUUAGUAAAGAGCAUGUGGAAGAUGGGGAAAUGAGGGAGGGAGGGAGGGAUAAUUUGGUUCAGUAUAGUACCUUCUUGUUUUUCCAUGUCAGAGACCAAGUCUGCACUGAGAAAUCACAAAGCUCAAGCUCGAUGUGUAGUCAGUAGUCCUACAGCCACACCCUUUUCUUACCCGCCUAUAAGAAGGAAAACAAUUUAAAAAAAAGAAUGUCGAGACUAAAAAGCAUCCACGUUUUGUCUCCCCCGUGCGCCAGAGCCAGGACUGUAGCUCUUGUGGUGUUUACAAGGACACGAGUACCACGGCACAGUGAUCUGUGUUCAGUAACAGAGCGGAUCCCAUACCAAGUCAGGCUAGCAACUCUGGUGAGCAGUGUUGGUCCCCUGAAGGCCUGACCAAUCAUCUUGUCUGUCUGUGUGACUGAGUGUGUGUGUGUGUGUGUGUGUGUGUGAGAGAGAGAGACUGUGGGCAGGAGAGGUGACCACUGUUCAUGUACAGCCUAAUGUCAAUGAUGAUGCUUCUCAUGUGCACAGUAUCGUAUGCUGGAGAUGUACACAACCACAUGUGCUGGGAAUAAAUGAUUUCAUAACUUUC
This is a messenger RNA of Anoplopoma fimbria (sablefish), 5196 nucleotides long. RefSeq names its product upstream binding protein 1 (gene ubp1). Gene Ontology annotation, molecular function: RNA polymerase II cis-regulatory region sequence-specific DNA binding; DNA-binding transcription activator activity, RNA polymerase II-specific. Gene Ontology annotation, biological process: regulation of transcription by RNA polymerase II. NCBI's taxonomy places the organism in Eukaryota, Metazoa, Chordata, Actinopteri, Perciformes, Anoplopomatidae. The coding region runs from base 1189 to 2856 and encodes 555 amino acids. The record is from RefSeq and is a predicted model, not a curated record. The transcript is spliced from 16 exons. Gene Ontology annotation, cellular component: nucleus.